AUGAGGGAAGAUAAAUUGGAAAUUACAGGACCAGAUCUGCGGGGGCAGAGAGGGCACUUGCCCUGGGUGCUGCAGGAGGCACCAAAUUGGGUGUCCCGCUCAGCAGCAAAGAGACCAUCUCCAGUUCUUUCUACUUGCCCAGUGGUCUCCUGUCCAAAUGGCUGGGUUGGAUACCAAGAGAAAUGCUACUAUUUUGCAAAGGCUGAAGGAAGCUGGACGUCUAGCAAGAAGUACUGUUCUUCUCUCAAUGCUACUUUGGCUGUGGUUGAUUCCCAAGAAGAGAUGGACUUUAUGUUGCGUUACAAAGGUCCUGCUGACCACUGGAUUGGUCUCCAAAGAAAUGGAAGUCAGCCCUGGAAGUGGAUCAAUGGUACUAUUUUCAAUGAGUGGUUUGCUGUUCUUGGAGGAGGAAGCUGCGCGUAUAUGAACCAACAAGGUAUUGCCAGUUCCAGCUGCUUGAGAGAAGAACCGUGGAUCUGCAUUAAACCAGUUGAGAGGUGACCCAGGACUUUCUGUACAUCGCAUGAGCUUCUUAUCCCUAUGGAACAC
Messenger RNA from Heteronotia binoei (common prickly gecko), 549 nucleotides. RefSeq names its product C-type lectin domain family 2 member D-like. The transcript has 5 exons. Lineage: Eukaryota; Metazoa; Chordata; Lepidosauria; Squamata; Gekkonidae. The record is from RefSeq and is a predicted model, not a curated record. Bases 1 to 501 code for a protein of 166 amino acids.